Molecule: messenger RNA, 2433 nt
Organism: Acanthopagrus latus (yellowfin seabream)
Lineage: Eukaryota; Metazoa; Chordata; Actinopteri; Spariformes; Sparidae
Product: caskin-2-like
Exons: 5
Coding region: 69-707 (212 amino acids)
Molecular function (GO): protein binding
Source: RefSeq, a predicted model, not a curated record
CAUUUAUUUAAAGGUAGUGCAGAGAGUGCUGGAGCCUCGGCUCAGUGUGCAAGUGUCAGAUCUUCAACAUGCAGCGCAUCUACAUGCACAGCAAUGAACACUUUGAAGUCUUCACCACUGUCCUUGCUCCACAAGGGAGAUAUCGGUACAGAGCAGAAGCUGAAAAGAUGGUAGUGGUGCACAGCUACAGGCCCAGCUGGCCAGAUGAGCUGGAGCUGUGUGCCGGUGACGUCAUCCUGGUGCUGUCCAAACAUGAGGAGGAGAGGUGGUUUGGGCGGCUGCAGGACGGCCAGCGGGGCUACUUCCCCGCCUCCUGUGUGAUGGAGCUGAGCCAGGUGAAUCUUCCUCCGAGAGCCGUGCGAAGGAGCGUGUCUCUGAGGAGCUAUGCCUGUGAGAACGACUCUGGUAUACGAGGCAGAAAUGGACACAUUCUACAGGCGCUCAGGAGGGGGAGCAGAGGAGGUGGAGCAGGAGGUGGAGGGGGAGGAGGAGGAGGAGGCGGAGGAGGGGGAGCCAGGCUGGAUGGGGGCCAAGGUGAGAAGGAGGGCCCCAUCCCGGCGCAGAGGCCCCAGAUCCCUGCGCCUCAGCCCGCGGCCUCCCAACCUCAGACACACAGAUCCCCGGGCCUCCUCCACAGGAUCUUGUCCAAGUGCCGGAAAAAGAGUGAAUGCCAGGGAGCCACGAACGGGGCCUUUGAGGGCGACUAAGAGGCCCUCCUCUUUGUCAUGUGUGGCCGAGAGGAGGGGCUGCGGUGGGGGAAGGAAGCACGAAAAGACGGGUCUUUGAUUAUCCUGACGAUGGCAGGUUGAUAAUUGUCAUAUCAGGUGUUUCUUGACCCAGCCGCAUUUCAAAAAGCCAGAGGUUGAAUGGGGAUUGUACAAACCGGACGAGAUCAGUGAUGUCACAGACAAUGUUCUGCCCAUUGCAUCUGAUGGACUGUGCCCGAUGUGACAUCACUGAUGGGGGGCGGGGCCACACAUGCAAACAUACCUGAACGUUUGAAUGUACAGAGAGCUGAGCAGCUGCUGUUUUUCUGCCACCUUUAUCCUCCUAGUGAGAACGCCAGGCUCAUGCUUUGGAAAAUAUAUAAAUGCAAUCACUGUGUUCAUUUGUGUAACAAAGAGCAGUAAUCAUAAGAGUUAGUGGCAAACAACAAGGCAAUAAGCGAUGCUUUAAUUAUCAUAUGUAGCCUUUUUCUAUGACCUGCUGCUGUUACCCAAGAGAAAUGGGUUGCACUAUAUAUCAAGGUCCAUGUAAUAAGAGUUGAUAAUUUAUGCAUUUGUUGUUGAUUAUGAGGCAUUUGCAAGAAAUGUAGCAAUUUGUAGACUGCCAAAGAAUAUUAAAGGUCCAGUGUGUCAAAUUUGGGAGAAUCUAUUAGCAGAAAUGGAAGAUAAUAUUGGACAUGAUUAUGUUUUGAUUAGUGUACGAGCACCUGAAAGUAAGCAUCAUUGUGUUUUUGUUGCCUAAGAAUGAGCCUUUCACAUUUACAGGGGGCACGGGUCAUCUUUCACUGAGUCCACCAUGUUGCACUGCCAUGUUUCCACAGUAGCCCAGAGCGGACAAACCAAACACUGAGGGGGAUUCAGUUGGUUUUCGAUCCGCAACCGCACUGCUAGAGGCCUCUAAAUCCUACACACUGGACCUUCAAAGGUUAAGUUCACCCAAAAAUGAACAUUCAGUUGUUACCUACUCACCCCCACGCCGACUGAAAGUCAGGUCAGAAGCCUCAGAGAGAUUUUUGGAGUAUCACAUCAAAACAGUUUUGUAGCAUUCUUCUAAACAACUGAAGUAGAUGAGGACUGGUUUUAAAACAAAAAAAAAGCAACUGAAAAAAAUAUACAAAAUGCCUCCACACAGCUUGUCUGGCAUAAUCCAAGUCUCAGGAUAUUUACACCCUUUUUAAAGCAAAAGACUUUAUCUUAGGUGCUAAGCUGAAAGCGUGCAAACCUUGAGCGCAUCGUAAGGUUUUGUUUAUUUUUUCAGUUGUUAUUUUCACAUUUUAAACAAGUCCCCAUCUACUACAGUUCAGUUUAGGAGACUGCUGCAACGCUGUUUUGCUGUGAACCUCCAGGAAUGUUUUGUGGACUUGGAAACUUCACCUGACUUUCCAUCAGUGUUGUGGUGAGAAGACAAUGACUGAAUUUUCAUUUUCAGAUGAACCUAUUCUUUAACAAAAGCCUUAUGAGUUUCCUUUUAUUGUUUAUUUAGAUUAAUAUAUACCUCAUUAUACGUUUGUUGCAGCUAUUGGACCUUAUCACCUAGUAACUCAUGCUUAUUACAAGGAGCUUGAUGUAAAACGCUACCGAGAAAUGUUAUUUUUGUUCCAUCGUUCAUGUGUCUUAACUUCAUCUGCUCAUGUGAGUCCAUUUAUAUGUAUAUUUUUGGCUGCUUAAUAUGCAAUAAUUACUAUGAUUAUAAAACCAGUAAACCCUU